AUGCGCCUCCACUUGGCCGCCAUCUCGACCCUAGCUGGCCUCACCCUUGCCCUGCCCAAGCCAUCGCAGGAUGCGACCGCGUCUUUUGAUAUCGUCAAGGGUGAGCGCGGUCUCGCAGACUUUGGCGAGGACGUCGUGGCACCCACAUCGUCGGAUGACGCGGAUUUCAUUGGCGCUGAGCCGCUCACUCCCGGGCAAGCUCGUUGGGACUUCGACAGGUCCGCCGAUGACCAGCCAGUGGGCCUGGAAGAAAUGCCCUUUGACGAAGAUGACCUUGAAGAGAUGGGCACCGCCCCGGGCGGCAACCAGCCCCAGUCGCCAGAGGAAUCGGCAGCAAUGCUUCAGCCAGCCAAGAGGAACCCACGAGGAGGAAGCAAAUCACCUGUUCGCUCCAACUGCUACAGGGAUAGCGACUGUGGAAAAGCGCUCCCUUACUGCUCUGAGAUAGACGCCAAGACGCGUCGGGGUUGGUGCUCCAGGAGCAAGUAUUGA
This is a messenger RNA of Hirsutella rhossiliensis, 492 nucleotides long. RefSeq lists its product as uncharacterized. The transcript is spliced from 2 exons. Lineage: Eukaryota; Fungi; Ascomycota; Sordariomycetes; Hypocreales; Ophiocordycipitaceae. The coding region runs from base 1 to 492 and encodes 163 amino acids. The record is from RefSeq and is a predicted model, not a curated record.